Messenger RNA from Seriola dumerili (greater amberjack), 924 nucleotides. RefSeq names its product thioredoxin like 4A (gene txnl4a). Gene Ontology annotation, biological process: mRNA splicing, via spliceosome. The transcript is spliced from 4 exons. The coding region runs from base 153 to 581 and encodes 142 amino acids. Gene Ontology annotation, cellular component: U5 snRNP; U4/U6 x U5 tri-snRNP complex; spliceosomal complex. The record is from RefSeq and is a predicted model, not a curated record. NCBI's taxonomy places the organism in Eukaryota, Metazoa, Chordata, Actinopteri, Carangiformes, Carangidae.
CGUGCGUACGACAACGUACUACUGACGAAAAGGAUACAAAGCAACAGCCACCGGGGUUUCACUGGUUAACAAGCUACACAUAGCAUUUAUUUCGCCAUAUAACACACGUUCGUUUGUAUUUCGAGCUUGGGGAACGACAGCUUAGGGUCAAGAUGUCGUAUAUGCUACCGCAUCUUCAUAAUGGCUGGCAGGUUGACCAAGCCAUCCUGUCUGAGGAAGACCGAGUCCUCGUGAUCCGCUUCGGACACGACUGGGACCCCACAUGCAUGAAAAUGGACGAAGUCCUGUACAGUAUCGCUGAAAAGGUAAAGAAUUUUGCUGUUAUUUACCUGGUGGACAUAACAGAAGUGCCUGACUUCAACAAGAUGUACGAGUUGUACGACCCCUGCACCGUCAUGUUCUUUUUCAGGAACAAACACAUCAUGAUUGAUUUGGGCACUGGUAACAACAACAAGAUCAACUGGACAAUGGAGGACAAGCAGGAGAUGAUAGACAUUAUUGAAACAGUGUACAGAGGAGCAAGAAAAGGACGAGGUCUAGUGGUGUCUCCUAAGGAUUACUCCACAAAAUACAGAUAUUGAUUUUUAUUUUUUUCCCAACUUUUUUGAGAUGUUUUCUUUUUUCCUGAUAUUUUGUGACAAUACAGAGACUACAAGUUACAGAAGUCAAAGAAGAUCUUUUACAACAUUUUUGUUUUCACCAGCAAAACAAGACAAUAUUCUUAUAAAUGGUCAUGAUUGUGUGACAUUGUGCCAUUUGUGGUUUUUUUGUGUACCAUUAGUACCAGUUUAUUCAAUUUCUCCAACAUUGAGUUGCUUUCUUUUUCUCUUUAAACAAGUGCAGAUACAUUACACAAGUCUUCAUUUUUAAUGUUCUAAUAAACAUGGAUAUUUACAUAAAGAAAUGUUUGUUUUAGACCUUCUC